AUGAGACGGUGGUUGGGAUCGGAGUCCAUAAUACCCAAUAUGAGCGUUACGGAGGGUCAGCGGGUCGUUGUUGGUGUGCGUCAAGGUGAUGUGCAGUGGGUGGCCGCGACGGUGCGGAUUUGCGGGCCCGUGCGGUUUGCUACCGGGGAGUGGGUCGGGUUGGAGCUCGAUGGGCCCCAGGGGAGGAACGACGGGUCGGUUGGUGGGGUGCGGUACUUCUCAGUGGCACCACAAUGUGGGCUGUUUGUCAGGGCUGCUGAUCUAUGGGUUCCCGCUCGUAGUGUAGGGGCCAAUCGCAAACUUAUCGCGCUGCUGGAAAACAAGAUUCGACGGAUGGUAGACUCCAGGACCCAAUUGGAGCACCGUUUGGUAGACCGUGACCGGGAAUUAGAGAGACUCACCAUGGAGCACACAGAACUUGCACAAAGGUUUGAUGAUGCGCUUGCGGGGGUGUCAGUUGCACCGCAGGAUCUCCAAAAUCGGUACACGCUGGUCCUGGCAGAGAGGGAGACGCUCAUCAGGGAGAAUAAGAGACUAGGUGAGGCUGUUGCCGCAGCGAAAUCCCAGUUGCACACUCAGCAGACUUGCAUCGCGGAAUUGUCUAAACAGUUGGACUCACAAGAGUACAGGGACGACAUUGUUGUCCAUUUGACAGAGACAAACUCGCAGUUGACCACUCAUGUGCAGUCCCUCCAGCAGGAACUUUCCGGGUUGGAGCAUCUCAGUGCAAGAUUGGAAUCCAUGGAGAGCAAGUAUAAAUCUCGCAUCGCUGAUCUGGAAGACCAGUUGGACCGUUUACAGACAGAAUUGUCCACUUUCAAGAUGUCCCAGCAGAGAGCGCAAGCGGAAGCGGAUACUUUGUCCAGUCAACUAGAUUCUCUCAUCACGAGGGAAUUGCCUGACCGAGAACAGCAGAUUGAAGUACUGAAUUCGCAAGUCGCCUUGUUGCAGGAACAAGUAAGCAAGACGGCAAUCUACCAUGAUUUCUUUCAUCAAUACAUGGCCGGUACCGAACGGAUCCCCUGGAGGGAUCUAUCCCCCAUGUUGAGUUUCAUUCGUUUCAAACUCUCCCAGAGUGACCAACCAAAUACCGAGAGGUGGCUCCGGUUAACGAUAUUAGAAACGGUUGUGCUGCAUUGCCAAAGCUUAGGUUCCGUAGUGGGGGUCGUUACGGUGAAUGACCUGUUUAAUAUCAGGUUGUGGAACGAACAGCGAUGGGAAGAUUUGACUGAGGGCAUCUUCAACUGGAACAAUGUCAUUCAAUGCAUUGACCGCGAUCCUCUUUUGAAAUGCAGUGCCGCAUUCAUGGUAUCUAUCUACAAGUAUGUCUUCCAGAAUGUCUUGCCGCAGAUUCUACAGGAUACUGAUAACAACGCCUUGCACGAAAGAUACUCACAGCUGUUGGAUCUAAUUGAAAAGACUUUGACCGAUGUUAAGAUACGGAACGUCGAAAUUCACGCUGGCGUGGCCCCUUUGAUAGAUGAUCUUGUGCAAUGUUUAUCAGUUAUGGGCCAAGAAACUUUACCAAGCCAAUUCCAAAAACUGGAAACUCUUUUAAAGGACUUGGUGGGAAAUCCUUCGGUAAACGGUACACCAAAAGAGUUCCCUCCCAAGAAAGAGCUGCCUUCUCCAGAACCAGUGCUCGAUACACUCCCCUCACCAGAACAAGACAAACACUACACGGAGGAGCUUGCUCUAAAGGAACAACUGAUUAAAGAACUUGGCGUUAAAAUCGAAAUCAUGAAGGGGAAACAAGCACGAACUACAAAGCAGGAACAACUCAAUAUCGCCUUGAAGACCAAAGUACAAAACUUGACCAAAGUCCAAAAGUUGCAAGAGGAACAACUGGGGGAACUUCGAAAAUCAAAUACCAUAUUGAGGAAGGACUUGAAGUUAUCCAGUUUAAAACAAUACCAUACCAUUCCAAAUGGUGCACUAGACAAUUACGUACUGCAACGUGAUACAGUGGACAGGAUUGACCUGUUGAGUGAGAUUAAAGAUUUGAAAGGGGCUCUGAAGGAUAACCUUAGCAGAAUAGCCUCGCAAAGGAGACCAAAUUUGGAUUGGUUGAACGACGAUGCCACGCCGCCAUCAAAAUCAACCAAGCGUCAUGUACAUGGCCUACAGCUGGGAAAACUCUCCCUGCUGGCCAAUGGUUUGGAGUCUUUUGUUGAUCAAUCAGGUGUUUUAAAUACUGACGGUGACAGUUGUUCCAAUAGGAAGUACAUCGCUCUGCUCGAGAGGAACCGGAGGAAUGUAAAGAAUGCCAUACAUGAUGCUAUUAAAUGCUAA
This is a messenger RNA of Huiozyma naganishii CBS 8797, 2292 nucleotides long. It is a transcript of the gene NIP100, whose product is annotated as Nip100p. Lineage: Eukaryota; Fungi; Ascomycota; Saccharomycetes; Saccharomycetales; Saccharomycetaceae. The record is from RefSeq and is a predicted model, not a curated record. The transcript has a single exon. Bases 1 to 2292 code for a protein of 763 amino acids.